GCUACGGCUUCGGCUUCGGCUGGCGCUGUGGCUUCGACUACGGCGACGUCGACCCCUUUCUCGGCUCCUGCUCCUCUCCCUGCUUCUACUCCUGCUCUCAUGGCGUCCACCCCUCUCCCUCUCUCUCGACCGACUCUGCCGUCGAUCCCUCCCUCGACUCCGGCUUCGGCCCCUCUUCCCCGCCUCCUUUUUCCUCUCUGGGCUUCGACUCCGACCUCUAUCCCGGCCUUUUUCCCGCCCUCGCUCCCCGUAGUCGCUCGUUUUCUCCUCCUUGGCCUCUUCUUUCACCUCCCGCCGGUCGCGCCAAGCCCCCGGGAUGGCGGGAGGUGCCCAGAAUGGACCGUCGACGGUCAUUUGAAAGGGCCGCACCCGCCACCUCGUCUCCGUGUCGCCCAUCAAAAAGCUGAAGACGCGCCACCGGUAAAAGAGAGCCUCCGGCGAGUCCCCUUCCCACAAGAAGCGGAAGCGUGGGUUUUUGGCUUUCUGUCACCUUCAGUCGUUCCUCCAGGGGCCCGCCGUCCUUGGCAACAUACCGGGCGGUCCGCGAGAUCAAAAACUCCACGUCUUUAUCCUCCGGAAAAAGCACCGGGAGGACGACAUCCCCUGGCCCCGGUUCCUUCUCCUCCUCUUCCCCUUCCUUCCUCCGACCUGGCUCCCCUUCGGGCGAUCGGGAUCGGGAGCGGCCGUACCUCCCACCACGCCUCCCUCUACCCUCAUCCUCCCCGUCAUCCAGG
Molecule: messenger RNA, 734 nt
Organism: Nannochloropsis gaditana CCMP526
Exons: 1
Source: RefSeq, a predicted model, not a curated record